This is a messenger RNA of Rhipicephalus sanguineus (brown dog tick), 1137 nucleotides long. RefSeq lists its product as uncharacterized. The record is from RefSeq and is a predicted model, not a curated record. Lineage: Eukaryota; Metazoa; Arthropoda; Arachnida; Ixodida; Ixodidae. Bases 163 to 948 code for a protein of 261 amino acids. The transcript has 9 exons.
ACGCGCGCAGUUUGUACAACCGCGCCGUUUGUGAAAAGUUACUGGUCGCAGUCGCAAUUGAAUUAACUGAAUCGCCAAACAACUGCUUCGGACGUCAGCUGGAGACUACGACAACUUGGGUGCUAUCGCAGCAGCUAGGUGAUUUCUGCUCUACCUCCAGAGAUGCCCCGAACGAAGAAACCAAAGGCACGCCAGUCCUCCCUGCUCCCAGGAACAGCUCUUAACGUCGACCAAAUCAAGUACCUGCAGUGUAUGGUCAGAGAGCUAGAAUGCACUCUGGAGAAUUCUCGCUUGGCCAUGCAAGAGAAGGUAGACCGCAUAUGUCGCAACGUUGACUUGUGGUACGACAGGAUCAUCCGCACGGUGCCAGAGGAAAUCCUGAAGCGACCCUUCAGAGAAGUUUGGGACACCGCUGUGCCCAUUACAAACAUCUCGCCUGCCACCUCAUCACUGUUAGUGGCAAGUGCAUCUUCAGCUGACACUGAAACAUCGUUGGACACGAAGCCCUUGACUGCCACGCGGGUGCGGCAGAGAGCACUUGUGGCAAGUGGAAAGACGAAGCAGGUGAGUGCAGCAGCAAGCCAGCGCCGUUCUGCAAACUUGAAGAAGAAAGCGUCAAACGAGGCGCCCGGUGCACCAAAGUCUGCUAAGAAGGCUCGGAAAGUGAGCCUGCGCACUCCGGUUAUGCACACCCGUACGACCACAGGACUGCCAGUCGUAACACCAAAAUUUGACAUUCGUAAACGGCCGGCCACAGCGCGACCAGUACGGCGAGGCGAGACGUUGCUGUCACUAUCGGGCAGUCCUGUCGAAGCAAAGCCAUCGGCUGUUCCCAUUCACAUCCACAUCAACAAUGGCCAGGUGGUGAAGGUUACGGCUAGCAAUACUCGUGACUCAUCGCUUAACGAGCUGUGCAAGGCUAUCAAGAGCCUCUGCGAUAAGAUGUGAGGAUGCAGCACUGAAAUAUGCUUUUAAUAUAAAUUGUUGCAAGCCAUAUAUACAAUUUUUACUUUUUAUUUUUAUACCGCUCUUAUGUAAGAUAGCCGAAUUUUUUAAAUGUCCUCAUUUCAUCUUUGGCUGUCUUAACUUUUCACAAGAAUCUGUGUGCAAGAAAAAUAAAGUAUAUGUAAUCUUUUA